Messenger RNA from Pungitius pungitius (ninespine stickleback), 729 nucleotides. RefSeq names its product RERG/RAS-like b (gene rerglb). NCBI's taxonomy places the organism in Eukaryota, Metazoa, Chordata, Actinopteri, Perciformes, Gasterosteidae. Bases 69 to 686 code for a protein of 205 amino acids. The record is from RefSeq and is a predicted model, not a curated record. The transcript is spliced from 5 exons. Gene Ontology annotation, molecular function: GTPase activity; GTP binding.
GGGGGGGGGGGGCGUCCUCCCGUCCAGCCUGGACUGCAGGCAUCGCAGACGCCACGCAGACAACAGGCAUGAACGACAUCAAGCUCGCCCUGCUGGGAAGCCGCGGCGCCGGCAAGUCAGCCGUCCUGGUGCGCUUCCUGACCAGGCGCUUCAUCGGUGAAUAUGCCUCCAACGCCAAUUCCCUUUACCACAAAAGGAUGUCGAUCGAUGGCAGGCAGCUGAAUCUGGAGGUCUUUGACCCCUGCUCUCAGAGCUCGGAGGCCCGGUGCAUCGCGGAGGAGCCGGUGGUUUGGGCGGACGGCUUCGUGGUCGUUUACAACAUCAGCGACCGCCGCUCCUUCGCCGAGGCCGAGGACGUCCUGCGGCGGAUUCGGGAGGCGCGCGUGGACCCCUGCAAAGGCGAGGUGGGGGUCCCCGUCUGUCUGCUGGGGAACAAGCGGGACCUGUGUCACGCCCGGCAGGUGUCCGAGGACGAGGGCCGCCGCCUCGCUCGGGAGAGCCGCUGCCACUUCCAGGAGGUCUCCGCCGCCGAGAGCGACCAGGACAUCGCCGGCCUCUUCGCCCGACUCAUCCGCCAGGUGAUGGAGCACCUGAAGCACCGGGCCGACCGGAGGCGCUACAGCGGCUCCAAGUCCAUGGCCAAGCUCAUCAACAACGUGUUCGGCAAGAGGAGGAAGUCGGUGUGAGGGGGUCGGAGGUCGCCCUCCUGGAAGCUGUGUCAUUUCAAAC